CAAUCGAGUGGCGAUUUCGAGAGCAAUAUAUUAUUGUCUUUGCACUCUCUAAGUGGCAAUGUGCAUUGUUUUGCUAAUCGUAUCGCACGACUCGCCAUGGAUACAGAGGAUACAGAAACUGUAGUUGAAAAUGGAACAGAGAUUGAAAGAGAAGAGAGAGAAACUGUAGUUGAAAAUGGAACAGAGAUUGAAAAAGAACAGAAUGAUGUUAAUAAAGAAAAAGAAAAGAGGAAGAUUGAGCCUCAUCCUUGUUACCAAUCAUUUAGGUUGGCGCUCAACCUUGUUAUAAACAUCUUGAUAUGCCUCACAGUGUUUGUGUGUUUGUUGUACGCGUGCAGCGGAGAAUUUGCCAUGUUUGAACUGCACAUCAUACUGAGUGUCCUCGGGUACCAAUUCGUGAUGUGCCAAGCGACACUGGUGGUAUCACGGUACAACAGCUGGUCGAUGCUGAUAAAGCGCCGGUAUAGAAAGCACAUCCACUGGGUGAUGCAGGUCAUCGCAGCCGUAAUGGUCCUCGCUGGCACGGUCCUCAUAGCACUCCAGAAGAGCACACACUUCGACACCACGCACGGACAACUUGCUUUGGCAGCGCUGCUCUGUUGCUUCCUAAGUUUGCUGAAUGGGAUCCUGACUAUAUUUGCUGCGAGAAUAUCCGAAAGUAUAAAUAUGUUGUGGGUCAGACUGUUCCAUUACUUCACUGGCGUCUUCACCUUGUUCCUGGCUGCUGGAAGUCUCUGUGAAGCCUUCAAGUAUGAUUUCUUUAGAACAUGGACGGGUAACGAAGUUUUUGUUCCAAUCCUCAUCUACAUAACCUGGAUAGUCACAGCAUUGGUGUCAUUGGACUUUUGGAUCUGGUGCGGAAUAAGGAUCCGUAAUCGGUUUUGAACGUUUGUUUCUUUCGUUUUUAAUUGGACUUUUGUACGUGACUUCUGUAUUUUUUUAAAUUAUGAUUUUUUCUUUGUUUGUGCAAAUAGUAUUGAAUUGAAUUAAAUGUGAAUUGUAAAUAAUUAAUUAUUAUGCUGACAUCCCUUUUGCGUGACGAGAGCCCAAAACUAUAUUAGAUUAGAUUUGUAUUUAUGGAUGUAAGGAAAGUUUUCCCUGUACGCAAAAACAACGGGAAUUUGAUUAAACUUGGCAAUAAUAGUGUAGCAUACCUGUAUAUGGAUGACAUAUUGAAGUGGGCAACUAGCUGUUAGUUGAUGUUGAUAGCUUUAAGGUAUUUUUUCCUGUUUCUGUUAUUGAAAGGAAGACUAGAGCUAAAAAAAGCUGAGCAGAAAGGAGAAGAUAGGUAGUUGUAAUAUGGAACAAACCAGUUGGCUUAGCGUAGGUAAUCUAAUUGUAGUGUUGAACAAGCAACGUUCAACAAGUGGGCUAUAUGACGUAAAUAUAAAUACACGUGUAAUUGAAUAGCGUUGAUCAGUCAAAGGACUGGCUGUUUGAUUGAACGGCCAUUUCAACCAGUCUACCUAGGCCUCUAUCAGCUAAGAAAAUUGGGCAACAAUAACCGUCGAAAAAACCAAAACUCAGAUCACCCAGUUACUAUUACGCCAUAGCUGUCGUCAAUGUCGAAGUAGGAUACAUUAGUAUCUGCCCAGUUAUCUCAAAUCGGAGAUAACGUACAACUGAUUGAACUGAUACCUUUGAGCGUUAGUAUUUGUGAGGAUCGGAACUGUGCAACUACGUUUAAGAUAAUUUGCGACGAAAAAUUAAGUAAAUAUGGUUCCACCCCCACCCCCGCCGCCACAACCAACGUCAUCUCGUAUGGAAGAAGGUGUAAGAUACGGAGGACCUGAAAAAUACCAAAUGUCAAGCUUCGUUGUAUGGAUAAACGUGUUAACUACUGUAACACAUUUCCUUCUGGGUGCAAUUGCUUUUACUGGUUUUCUUAUAGUAAAUCCCUUCUGGAAUGUGCCCAAGCUAUCGACGCACGUUUAUUUCGUAAUGAUAGGGUACAUGGUGCUGAUGAGCCAAGUGCUAUUAUCGUACAACCUCAACACUGGAUUCACAAAUAACUUGAGGUUCCCGCAGAAAAGGAUGUUUCACUGGGUCAUGCAAGUGAUUGGAGCAGGAAUUGCAUUCAUUGGGUGUUGUCUGGGACUAGCCGCAAAUGCUGAUGCAGAUAUUGAACAUCUAACAACUAAUCACGGAAUUAUUGGAUUCAUUGCCAUGUUGCUGACAGCCGUGAGCUUCGUGGGAGGAAUCAUGCAUAUAAUAAAAUGGGAGCAAAUGAGCAACAAGUUUUUCGAGGGGUUGUAUGUAUGCGUUUUUACUUUAACUCUCAUCUUCGCCCACUCUGCAUUCUGCAUUAGAAUAGCAGAUUUCGGCAAUGGGGUUAGUGAAGUAAUGGUAAUAUUUUUCUCUGUGAUCGCAUUAAUUUUGACGUUAAUAAUGACUUUCAUUGAUUUGUUGGUUCGCACGGGUUACUAUAUGUAGAUUUUAUUUAGUGUAGGAUAGGGUGUCAGUUCUGAAACAUGUACACUCGUGAGAAUCUAAAUUGUUGGAGAUAUGGUAAAAAUGUUUUAUGGCGUCUUAGUAUUGCACUUGGGCUCAAUUUCCACACGGCCUAUCAAGUUUUCUUAUUUUUGCUAUUUAUACCGUUCUUUGCGCUACGUUACUUCUACUAAGUAUGUCAUGUAUGAAAACAUAGCAGACCAAUUGUUUAUAGAUUCACCGAAGAAAGAUUUACCUUUGCGAACUUAACAAAUAAUAUUUUCAUAUUAUUUAAAUUACAUUUGACUUAUUUGCUGGUUCACUGCCCACGAGUGUACAUUUUCAGAAAAUUUAAUAGAAUAAUAAGAGAAUUUGCAUGCCCUGGUAAGUACUUUGUUUGUAUAUUUGUUCACAUGUUGAGUUACCUGCAGACAAAAUUUAUGUAUUUCGUGAAUAUAUAAAAAUGAUGUCAUCGGUAAAGCAAUUACCUAUAGCAAUAUUCCAUCACUAUCUACUACUUAAGUAGGUUGAUUCAUGGAAAAUGUUAAGAGUAUACUUUAACUUAAGGACAUAAUUUUCAUUUACUAAUGUAUCUAUAAAAUUAAUAAAUCAUUAAGUAAGUUACGAA
Molecule: messenger RNA, 3058 nt
Organism: Helicoverpa armigera (cotton bollworm)
Lineage: Eukaryota; Metazoa; Arthropoda; Insecta; Lepidoptera; Noctuidae
Exons: 5
Coding region: 97-885 (262 amino acids)
Molecular function (GO): heme binding; transmembrane monodehydroascorbate reductase activity
Source: RefSeq, a predicted model, not a curated record